AGCUUUGUGGAUCAAAGAAGUGAGAGGAAACCUCUCCAGCACGCCCAUGCCGUUGUGCCCUUGCCUGUUCGGGUCUCCCGACUCCAAUGAACACCGGCUCGCUGGGAACUGGAGCUCAGAUCCGCCGCGCUGCCUCCGCAGAGCAGAGCCGGCAUUCGCUGGAUCUUCAAUCAGACUCUUCCGGACACGAAGUACAUCGUCGCGUGAAAGGAGGCAGCCACAGGUUUCCUGGAGUGGAAGGACAUCGUGCAGAGGGUCGCGAUGGUGCCCACAAGCGCAACCACCGACCGGUGCCCACUUCGCGUCGUCGUGCCUCGCCCCACGGCCGCCUGGCCUCUGGCCACCUGGAAGGUGCGCACAGCGCGGUGACGCGGCAGCGCAUCGACCGGAAGAUCUCGGGUGCUCUGAGGACGCAGCGCAGCGAUCAUUCGCCAGAGGCAUUUCUGUCGCCGCUGCACGAAAGCGGACGGGCAAGCUCUGUCGACAAAUGCUCCCCAGACACGAGUGGACUGAGGAAACAAGCAGAGGAAGCUGCGACCAAGUUCUUUCUGCAGCGAGAGAUCGAGGCACGCAGCCUUCGGAUGCACAGCUGGCAGCGGGCAGAAGCCUCCGUCUUCGCCGCCGACAAGGAGCCAACAAGACCUUGGCGCAAACUCAUCGUGGUUUGCGCCAAGCUUCCGUUCACGAUUGUUUGGGACGAGGAGAAGGGCACUCUGCGUGUAGAGCGCGACCAGUUCGAGGCCAAUUUCGCCGAGAUCCUGGCUGCCGAGAUCACCGACGGCAAGGUGCAAUCUUCCGUUCGAGUCAGGUCUGAUCAGGUCAUCCUGGUCGGCGCACCUGUGGUAAGACGCGUAACUGAUCGCUCGCUGGUGACGGCCUGCGACGAGGCACUCCAGCAAGAGCUCACCAACUUCCUCCGGAAGGAGUUGAAGGUGGCGACAGUGCCCGUCUUUCCUCCAUCCGGCAGAGACCGUUUCGCUGACCAGGUGAUUUUCCCUCUUUUUCACUACACCCCCCCAUCCAUGGAGACUGGAAUAGGUCUCUAUGACUGGGAUGGCUACAAGCUUGUGAACGAGAGCUUUUGUGACGCUGUGCUUCAGCAACAUCAGCGUGGGGACCUUGUCCUCAUCAAUGACUACCCGCUGAUGCUGCUGCCAAAGGCUCUUCGUAAGGAGCGGCCGGACAUUUCAAUCGGUUUCUACAUCCAUUGCGUAUUUCCGAGUAGCGAGGUUUACCGGAUUCUUCCUCAGCGCGAGGAAUUGCUUCGAGGAGUGUUGAGUUCCAAUGUGAUUGGCUUCCACAACUUUCAAUAUGUUCGGCAUUUCCUGACGGCCGCAACACGUAUUCUCGGCUGCGAGUGCAGUUCUUCUGGCAUCGAUGCCUGUGAGGACGCUGGCGGCACCAGCACCAAGGUCAUUGCCGUGCCUUUGGGCAUCCACUUGGAGCCCUACUCCCAGGUCUGGGACCAGGAGGAUACCAAAAAGGCGGUCGAAGAUCUGAAGAGGACCUACGACUCCAAGACAAUUCUCAUGGCAGUGGACCGCCUGGAGGAGAAGGAGGGCAUCCCUCACAAGAUCAUGGCCUUCCACAAGUUCCUGUCGCGAUUCCCGUCCUGGGCCUCAAACGUCGUCUUCGUCCAGUUGGUGGUUGCUGCCAAAACGGACGACGAGGAGGCUCCAGAGACAAGGGAGGAGAGGCAGAAGUUGCUGCAACAGGUCUAUCAGAUGGGGGGCGAGUGCAACUCUGCUUUCGGGUCCAUCACGCAUGCGCCGUUUCACUUCCUCCACCAAGACAUCAGCAGAACUGACAUAACUGCCCUCAUGGUCAAAGCGCAUGUGUUUAUGGACACGCCGCUGCGUGACACUCUCUCCCGGGAAGCCCAUGAGUUUGUCUGGUGCCAGGAGGAGCAGGACUGCGGCGUGCUGAUCCUCUCGGAGUUCUCCGGCUCUGCGCAGUCCCUGCGGGCAGCUGCGCUCUGCGUGAACCCUUGGGACACCACCGCCUUUGCUGAUGCCAUCCAGGAGGCCAUCGAGAUGGAGUUUCAGGAUCGACGGGAGCUCCACAUCUACGGCCACAAGCAUGUCUAUGACCACACCCUCAGGCGAUGGGCGACUAACUUCCUGGACGAGAUCUGCUCGGCCGAAAGAGAGUGCGAAGACGAGCGCUUGCAGAUUCCCCCACCGCUGGACCACGAGACGCCGGUGACAGCCAUGCGGCAGGCCCACAAGCGGAUUUUCGUCUUCGGUUUCUCUGGCACACUGCUGCCGCGGAAGUCGCGGCUCCAGGCCAAGAUCCUGGGCAAGCUCCAUCCUGUUUUGGCUGCAAACCUCAAGGUGCUGGCAGAGGAGCCCAACACACACGUCAUCAUCAUGAGCAGCCUGGAGCAGGAGCUCUUGUCGGAGGCCAUCGGCAGCUUGCCCUGCUGGAUCAUAGCAGAGGGUGGCGUUUGCUAUCGUGAGCCUGAUGGCACCUGGUUGAACAUGGAGCUUCAGGACAAAGAUUGGCUGGCGCCCGCGAAGGAGAUCAUGGAGUACUUUGCUGCGCGAACACCUGGCUCGCGGGUCAUUGAGACCACAUCUUCCGUCUCCUGGCACUACCAGAAGACCCAGGGCGAUCACGCCGCGAUACAGUCCAAGGACCUCCUAAUCCACCUCUGGGCCGGCCCGCUGCUGUCUGCUCCAGCCGAGGUGGUGGUUGGCAAUGACGAGGUCAGCGUACGGCCCACAGGAGUGAGCAAGGCUUCCCAGCUAGAGAAGAUCUUGCAACGGAUUUGCUGCGAGGAGGGAACCAACAGCCCCACGCUGCAGUGGCAAUCCGAUGUUUCGGUGACUUGCAUUUGCGACCUGAUCACCAAAGAUGAGGACGUUUACCUCACUCUUCAGAAGUUUUUCGAUCAGGACGGCACGAAGGUGACGCCGGCCCCCAUGAGCCGCAUGAUGAGCGGGGAUGAUGUAUCUGGGCGCACUGGCUCCCUCGGAACGCCAUUGUCUGUCCACGAGCCCAUGACGGACGACUGGGCAGGUCUGGAUUCUUCCCGACAAGAAGUAAUGAACCUGGAGGCGAACAGCAAGUCACUUGGAGCGUUCUUUAACAAGCGCAUUGCCAAGAAUGACGAUGAUGCUCCUCCUUUCGGCCUGCACAAGCCGUCCUCUUCUUCUCAAGGGUCCAACUUAGCGAGUCUGUCGCUGGAACCUCACUCAAUCAAGAAGAUGCCUUCGGAGCCAGAGCUUCUGGCGUCUGCACCCGCUGCGCAAGCGCUCUCCACAGGGAAGGUGUCUUUAAUCACCGUGACUGUGAGUCGCAAGCCCACCAGAGCAAUGUGCGCCUUGAGGUGUGUAAGCAUCACGCAAAGCAACUGUUGCCGACUUGAACGGCUGCUGCGGUGAUGCGGUGAGGUACCACGUGAAUGAUACCACGGAUGUCACCUUCCUCAUCGCUCGCUUGGCAAGGGAGAUGCGCCAGAUGAAGCAGGCACACGAGCAUGAAUGCACCGCGGCAGAGGAGAGCAAGGCGAAAGACGAGCUGCAAACCGCACAUGGCCAAGCGUGAGAAUUUGGGCAUGUUCCGAUUCUGCGAUGUCGUGAGAAAGGAGCAGUCGUGGACUCGCAACGUGUCAGCACCGGCCAAGAAUAGCCGUCUCUGAUAAUGCACCGCCUCAAGAGGCCGGG
This is a messenger RNA of Effrenium voratum, 3668 nucleotides long. Lineage: Eukaryota; Dinophyceae; Suessiales; Symbiodiniaceae. The record is from the annotation of a GenBank genome assembly.